Mandrillus leucophaeus (drill) is the source of this 1186-nucleotide messenger RNA. It is a transcript of the gene NRXN1, whose product is annotated as neurexin 1. The transcript is spliced from 6 exons. The coding region runs from base 1 to 1005 and encodes 334 amino acids. Lineage: Eukaryota; Metazoa; Chordata; Mammalia; Primates; Cercopithecidae. The record is from RefSeq and is a predicted model, not a curated record.
AUGGCUGCUAAGUUGACAUUCCUCGAGCACCAGGGAAAAAUUGGAGUUAAGUUUAAUGUUGGGACAGAUGACAUCGCCAUUGAAGAGUCCAAUGCAAUCAUUAAUGAUGGGAAAUACCAUGUAGUUCGUUUCACGAGGAGUGGUGGCAAUGCCACGUUACAGGUGGACAGCUGGCCAGUGAUCGAGCGCUACCCUGCAGGAAACAAUGAUAACGAGCGCCUGGCGAUUGCUAGACAGCGAAUUCCAUAUCGACUUGGUCGAGUAGUUGAUGAAUGGCUACUCGACAAAGGGCGUCAGCUCACAAUCUUCAAUAGCCAAGCAACCAUAAUAAUUGGCGGGAAAGAGCAGGGCCAGCCCUUCCAGGGCCAGCUCUCUGGGCUUUACUACAAUGGCUUGAAAGUUCUGAAUAUGGCAGCCGAAAACGAUGCCAACAUCGCCAUAGUGGGAAAUGUGAGACUGGUUGGUGAAGUGCCUUCCUCUAUGACAACUGAGUCGACAGCCACUGCCAUGCAAUCAGAGAUGUCCACAUCAAUUAUGGAGACUACCACGACCCUGGCUACUAGCACAGCCAGAAGAGGAAAGCCCCCGACAAAAGAACCCAUUAGCCAGACCACAGAUGACAUCCUUGUGGCCUCAGCAGAGUGUCCCAGUGAUGAUGAGGACAUUGACCCCUGUGAGCCGAGCUCAGGUGGGUUAGCCAACCCAACCCGAGCAGGCGGCAGAGAGCCGUACCCAGGCUCAGCAGAAGUGAUCCGGGAGUCCAGCAGCACCACGGGUAUGGUCGUUGGGAUAGUAGCUGCUGCCGCCCUGUGCAUCCUUAUCCUCCUCUAUGCCAUGUACAAGUACAGAAACCGGGAUGAAGGCUCAUACCAUGUGGACGAGAGUCGAAACUACAUCAGUAACUCAGCGCAGUCCAAUGGGGCUGUCGUAAAGGAGAAACAACCCAGCAGUGCGAAAAGCGCCAACAAAAAUAAGAAAAACAAGGAUAAAGAGUAUUACGUCUGAUCCCAAGAUCUUAAAUGGACACUUGUAUAGAAAUAGUCUUCAUUUUAUCUGAGACAUAAUAUAAACUUAUUUACUUUCCUUUUUAUGAAGCACAUACAAAAGAAGACAGGGAAUGCAAUCAGGAAGGAAAGACUUUUUAAAAAAUAAAAACAAGUAUCUCAUGCUCUUGUUUCUCAAAAAA